Molecule: messenger RNA, 995 nt
Organism: Peromyscus maniculatus bairdii (prairie deer mouse)
Lineage: Eukaryota; Metazoa; Chordata; Mammalia; Rodentia; Cricetidae
Product: olfactory receptor 6C4-like
Biological process (GO): G protein-coupled receptor signaling pathway
Cellular component (GO): membrane
Molecular function (GO): olfactory receptor activity; G protein-coupled receptor activity
Source: RefSeq, a predicted model, not a curated record
GAUCAAGGAGGGUUGAUGUCAAAAGAAUCAGGAGCAAGGAUGGAGACAAGGAAUGAGACAAUGGUCCUGGAGUUUGUGCUGGAGGGGUUCCAUGUGGCUCAGCACCUGGGCAAACUCCUCUUCCUGGUGCACCUACUGGUAUAUCUGGCCUCAGUCAUGGGAAACACACUCAUAAUCGUCAUCACCUGGACUGAUCCUCGCCUGCAGACCCCUAUGUACUUCUUCCUCAGAAGUUUCUCCUUCUGUGAAUGCUGUUUCAUCUCCACUGUAAUUCCCAAACUGCUGUCUAUCUUUCUUUUUGGAGACAGAGCAAUUCAUUUCACUCCUUGUAUUAUACAAGCUUUUUUCUUUUUGUUUCUUGGGUCAACUAUUUUCUUCCACAUGGCUGUGAUGUCCUUGGAUCGCUACCUGGCCAUUUGCAGGCCUCUGCACUACCCAACCAUCAUGAACCCCAGGGUCUGCCUCCUUCUGGUUUUCUUCAGCUAUGUGCUUUCCUUCGUCCUAAUAACUGGUGUCAUUCUGAAGCUGUCCUGGUUGUCUUUCUGUGGCUCCAAUGUCAUCCCCCAUUUCUUCUGUGACCUUGGCUCCUUAAUUCAUCUCUCCUGUUCCGAUACCAAAUCUCUUGAUAGAAUGGCUUUUGGUGUCGCUUUGCUUGUCCUUUUCACAUCUGUCAUCACAGCUGUAUUUGCAUAUAGCAACAUACUAAUCUCAAUCAUGCGUCUCCCAUCAGCCAAGGAGAGACAGAAGGCUUUCUCCACCUGCUCCUCCCACCUCAUCGUCCUCUCGCUGAUGUAUGGCAGCUGUGUGUUUAUAUACGUGAAACCAAAGCAAACAAGUAGGCUAGAAUCCAACAGAGAGGCUGCUCUUGUGAACACAGUGGUGACACCACUUCUGAACCCUGUCAUCUACACCCUGCGCAAUAAGCAGGUCCACCUGGCUCUGAGGGAUGCACUGUCCAGAGUGAACUUUCAGAAAUAGUACCACCUGCUUCAGAA